Pantherophis guttatus is the source of this 2646-nucleotide messenger RNA. RefSeq names its product trafficking protein particle complex subunit 14 (gene TRAPPC14). Gene Ontology annotation, molecular function: alpha-tubulin binding. Gene Ontology annotation, cellular component: TRAPPII protein complex. Gene Ontology annotation, biological process: cilium assembly. NCBI's taxonomy places the organism in Eukaryota, Metazoa, Chordata, Lepidosauria, Squamata, Colubridae. The record is from RefSeq and is a predicted model, not a curated record.
CGAAUCCGCCGGCCGCGCGCCUCUCCUCGCCCUCAGUACCUGCCCGGCUGGAGGCCGACCAGGGGGACCCCAGCCGCCCAUGCCGUGCCGCCCCCGCCCCGCCGCCGCGCGCUCCGCCAGUGCAGCAGCAGCCUCUCGCCGGCCGGCUGGGAACUCGCCCGCCGCCCGCCGGCAUGGAGUCCCAGUGCGACUACUUCAUGUAUUUCCCGGCUGUGCCUUUCCCGGGCCGCGAGGUGCUUCUGGGAGAGCCAGGCCGGUACCGGGCCUUGCCCCGGAGGAACCACCUCUAUCUGGGCGAGACCGUCCGCUUCCUGCUGGUCCUGCGGUGCCGCUCGGGUGCCGGCGGCGCCCCCCGGCCGCCCUGGGGGGAACUGGCAGGCUCGCUCUCGGCCCUGGCCAGCGUCAGCCCAGCUGGCGGCGGCGGCGGCGGCGGCGGCGCUGGAGACGAGGCCCUCCUUGGUGAAGCGGCGGAGGAGGGCGCGGCUGGAGCCGGAGAGGCGGCCGCCAAUGGAAGCGUCUUCCGGGAGUGCCGGGCGCUCCUGACCCACGGCCACGGCGCCCCGGGAACAAUGGCUGUGGCCGUCCCCCCCGAGGAGCCCAUCGUGUCCACCGACGAAGUCAUCUUUCCGCUGACGAUUUCUCUGGACAGGCUGCCGCCCAGUACCGUCAAAGCCAAAAUCGUGGCGACCGUCUGGAGACGCGACCAAGAGAGAGGCGAGGUCCGGGAGCGCGGCUACCUCAGCAUCCUGCAGGAUCGGGCCCCUUCCCAGAUCUUCCGCGAAGAGCAGGGCGCCUUCAAGGCGCAAGUGAGCACCAUGCUGACUGUGCUGCCGCCCCCGGAGCUGAAGUGCCAGCAACUCAGCGUGUCCGGGAAGCACUUGACGGUGCUCAAAGUUCUGAAUGCUGCCUCCCAGGAUGAGCUCUCGGUGUGGGACUUGCGGAUCCUGCCCAACUUGAAUGCCAGUUACCUUCCCAUGAUGCCAGACGGAUCCGUCUUGCUAGUUGAUGAUAUCUGCCACCAAUCUGGUGAAGUCUCCAUGGCCUCCUUUUGCCAGGUGCCCUCGGCCACCUCUGCUUGGCCCUGCUCCCUCCGGGCACUGGAGGAGCAAAAUUUCCUUUUCCAACUGCAGGCACCAGAGCAGCCCCCUGAUAGCACCAAAGAGGGCCUGGAGGUUCCUCUCAUUGCGGUGCUGCAGUGGUCGACCCCCAAACUCCCAUUCACGAGCAGCAUCUACACGCACUACAGGCUGCCCAGCAUCCGCCUUGCCCGUCCCAGGUUUGUGAUGACUGCAGAAUGUGAGUCGCCAGUUGUCUUGCAUCGCCGCUUUGUAGUUACGUACACACUCAUCAAUAAUUUGCAGGACUUUCUGGCAGUGCGCCUGGUGUGGACGCCAGAAAGUGCUGCUGCAGGGAAGAAGCCGAAUGUCUGCGACGAAUGUUGUGCCACACCAGACCCUCAAGACUCCAUUGUGUGCCACACCCCUCUCAAUAACCUGGGAUUCUCUCGCAAGGGCAGCGCCCGCACGUUCUGUGUCACGUUCCAGGCUCUGCGUGCUGGCUUGUUUGAGCUGUCCCAGCACAUGAAGCUGAAACUCCAGUUCACAGCCAGCGUGUCCAACCCACCUCCAGAGGCCCGGCCGGUCUCCCGCAAAAGCAGCCCUGGGAGCCCAGCAGUGCGGGAGCUGGUGGGGCGUCAUCAGGCCAGCCUCGGGCGCUCCCAGAGCUUCUCACACCAGCAGCCGGCACGGGGACACCUCCUGAGGUCAGGAAGCGUCAUGGAGCGCCGGGCCAUAACUCCCCCUGUAGGCUCCCCGGUGGGUCGCCCUCUUUAUUUACCCCCGGAAAAGGCUGCUCUUUCCCUUGACAAAAUUGCCAAACGAGAGUGCAAGGUACUGGUGCUAGCGCCUGUCACAUGACAGAGGAGGGGUCCCCAGAAAGGGCAGCACUGGCUGCCUUCAGCCAACCCUCAGAACCAACCCACAGUAUGCACCACCCAAUCUCGCAUCUGCUCCAGACACCUGAAUUUCACAGGAUGACACCCCUCCCUCCUCGUCCAUUCAACCCCUUAUCUCCUAACAGGACUCCAGUCACACCCCUGGCUGGUAGCAUUUCCUGGCUGUGCCACAGUUCAGCCUUCCAGGGACUGCUGCCCCCCUCACCCACCCACUCUCUUCAUGCUCCUUCAGCUGAGCAGCAGCAAGGAGUGUUUUCACUCUGGAGGGGGGGAACUUGUCUGAAAGCCAAGAGGAAGGAGCAGCUACAUCGCCCCCUCUCCCCAAGCAAGGUACGGACAGCAGUAGGUGUCACCAUUAAAAGGCAAAGUGACUCCAGCCCCUGCAGGUAGAAGGUACUUUUAACAACUGGACAUUCCCCAAAUCGAUUUUUCUUUUUCGCCCUGGAUUAGGCCAUGGGAUGUGACUUGGAAGGCUCCCAGUAUCUCUCCCAGUAUCUGCUGCAUUCCUAAAUGGGAGAGGACCAGUCUCUAGCCCUCUCCCUACCUCAUCCUCCCAGGCCAAGAUCACUUUCCGUUGCACUUUAUUUAAUUUUUGUUAUUUAUAUUUUUUAUUCAUUCAGAAGCAACUCCAACUCUGUAUGUAUGUGCUUACAAAUAAACUGCACUGGCUGGCCGGCAAAUAACACGCUUAA